UCCGUCGAAUGUGAGCGGAAGUUUUUUUUGUCCGUAGAAAAUUUUCGGGUUCUCGCAUCGGAUAUACACGUCGUUGAGAUUCGCGAUUUCCGAAGGGCGAGCUGGUGAUCAUGAAAAGUGUGAGAAUGUGCGAGGUCGGCUAGCAUCGGCGGGAAAUUAAGAACAAGUCGUAAACGAUUCUCGACGGCGAGGAUGGCGUGCAAAAGUAAUUGCUGCUUUUGAUCGCUGGGGACAGAGAGAGGAUCGCGGAAGACACCAUCACGUCCGUGCUGCGAGUAGUGGAACGAUGUCGGCGAGGCUUCGGACGAGAUCUGUUCUGCGGGCUUCAAAGCGUUCGACUUCGUAGCUGGAUCGACGAUUUUACGGGAGACAGGUCCGAAGAAACUCAGCGUUAAAGGAUCGACGACUUUGGGAACCCAGGACCACCGUUCCUGGACCGACAGAGAACAGAAGAGACGAGAAACGAAGAAACCGACGUUCGUUGGAAUUGCCUUAAGUAAAUAUAGAAACUCGAAAGCAGAGUAUUUUGAUAAACGUUUGGUGGGACGAUUCGUCGCAAGAGUCGGCGUUGAUGGUCGGAUUAGACGCGGAAUCCUCGCUGUUUGGCGCGCGUCGAAGGAGCUUUCUCGAUCGAAGCUGGAGGUGAACCGUGAUAACCGGGCGUUCUCGAGUCCUUUUUUCCCCCCCCGUUCGGAGUUAGCUUGUUGUGCCCCCCGCGAGCGUGUGAAACGCGAUCAAAGUGAAGUGUCCCGGUCUCGGUGAGAUGGCCUUCAUGAUGAAGAAGAAGAAGUACAAAUUCUCGGUGGUGGUGGACCUGGAGGAGCUCACCGCGGUACCGUUCGUCAACGCGGUUCUGUUCGCGAAGCUACGGCUCCUCGACGGCGGUUCCUUCGUCGAUCAUUCAACGAGGGACGAGGUGCAGGAGCACACGGUCAGGUGGAAUGCCAGAUUCGAGUUUCUGUGCAAGAUGAGUGCCAACGCGUCCACCGGAGUCCUCGAUCCGUGCAUCUUGAGGAUAUCCGUGAGAAAGGAAUUGAAGGGAGGCAGGUCCUUCCAGAAGCUCGGCUUCACCGACCUGAACCUCGCCGAAUUCGCUGGAGCUGGACUCUGCAGAACGAGGUGCCUUCUGGAAGGUUACGACGCGAGACAUCGGCAGGACAACUCCAUGCUACGCGUUGCCAUUAAGAUGAACAUGUUGUCGGGAGACAUUCUGUUCAAAGUACCCUCCCCGUCGUUGAAGCAGACGCAACUAGCGGUGCCAGGCGGUCCAGGUAUUCCUGGUGUGACAGCCGACGAGGUGGCCGCGUCGGAGAUGUGCACCAACCGAGAGGACUAUGUUUCCAGCGGGUCGUUGGCUGGAAGCAUAGCCAGCGCCAGCAGCGGUUUCGGCAGUCUUCCCAAAAAGAGGCCUGCCCUCUUUUCCUCGGAGCUCCUCAGCGGGGCGGAGUCGUACGAUCCCAUGACCUUGAGCGAGAUCGUACCGUCAGCUCUUCCAGUGGAGACUCUGGUUGAAGCGCACACGGAGUCGGGACAUUCCCGCAACAGCAGCAACACCAGCCAGCUGAGCAAAGGCUCGGGCUACGGGUCACUGAAUUCACACAGUCAGCACAGUAGGCAGAGCAGUAGUGGUGACAGUGGCCACAUUAGGUCACCCUCCUGGCCGGUAUGGGCUCCGCGCAUCCCCAACCCUUCCCAGAAUCUCUCCGCCAGCCAGCAACCCCACAGACCCGAGACAUGUCUCGAAACCACCGAGUCCCCCUCCACGUCUUCCCUGAUGCUGUUGGAUCCACGUAACCGGUUCUGGUCCGCGUCGAGUCCACUCUCGUCCCGCGAUGGAAAGUCCGACGUGCGUAAUUCGACCAGGUCGAGAACGAGUGUCGCGGCCGUUCGUCCUACGUCCAACGAACACGACGACGAACACGAUCGCGCGUCGUCGCGUAGAAACGGUGUCGCGAACGACACCGGCGACGUCCACGAGAACCGCGCCGUCGUGUUCAGGGUGCCCGGAGCCCAGGACGUGCCGCGACACUCGCGCAAGAAUUACGAGAGGAGCAGCUUCGAGGCGCGAAACGAGCUUAACGCCGCGCGGUCUACGUCCAAGGACAGAAACGGCCAACAACCGAACAGUAGCGUCGCGAUCGCGCCGGUCGCAAAGCCGAGAAUCGGUCAGCCAGGUUGGAGAAGCAUAUCGAAGACCUGCGACUGCAUCGAGAAGGGCAAGACCAGCCCGGUUUUGCGACUGGUGGAUCAGGCCAGGGCUGUAUCCUCCCCAGAUCCUCUUCAUAGGCCCGAUAACCCCAGAGCCUCGCUACGUUCCGCGACCACCGCUCAAACCCUCAGAAAUCCAUCCGGCGGCUCUGGCCUCAGCGAGACGGGAUCUUUGGACCGGGCAAAGGCCGCGCUGGAGCGCAGGAAAAAGGCCGAGGACGGGACGGGGAACCCCGUGCUAUGCAGGGUCGAGGUCACCAGGCCGAAUCCGGACUCCCUCAUCGACGAGCUGAUCAAAGCAACGAAUCUGGAGCAGACGGAUCUCGAGAGCUCCGAGACGACGGGGCUUCAGUUGUUCAUCGCGAAAGACGGGACGACCGCGCUCGGUAGCCACGAGGUGAAGAGCCAGAUGCCCGCCGGUGUGUUCAAGCAGGUGGUGAUGGAGGAGAACAAUAGGUAACACGAAGCUAUCGUGACGAGGAGGCAGUACGCUAGACAAACCAGCGCCACGUUCUCGUUGGCCCUGGUGCCAGAGCUCGUCUACGAGGCCAGCGAGCCCCGGUAGUCACGAGGAACAGCGAUCACGAUGUAUGCCGGACGAGGGAAUCGUCGAGACGGAGAACACCCGACGAAACACGACGCGAAUGCUACACCCCCCGACGCCCGUUGACCCCCCAAAUUAUCAUUUGUUCAGUUUCGUAGCUGGCUCACGUUGAAACCGAUCACCGAUUCCUCUCGAUUCAUCUUUGCAACCCUUUGCACUCCGAAUUAUAUUUCAAUUUUGUUUAAACUAAAAAACAGAGCAAUUUAAACAAACAGAAGAGCAAAUAAAUUCAAUCGAAUAUCUGUUUUAUUUACACUAUUGCUGUAUUUUAUAAUUUUUAGUGUAUGUAUUUGGUUUGGACUCGACAUAGGAGUGCAAAGGGUUAAGUUUUUUUUUCCUCGCCGCCUAGAAGCUUGGGAACGCUUCCUGUUUCACCCGUGGAUUAGGUCUCUCGAUAAAAUCCCUAGAAAAGGCGAGUAUGAUCGAGCACUGGUGCAGUUAGUUAUCUCAAGAAAUUGUAAAGAUAGAUAUUUUCUUAACACGUUGACUGCCAGUCUAAGAUCCUAAAAUUGUCAACGAGACCAAAACUUUGAUUUUAGAUAAUUGUAAAUUACACAACUUAAAAGUUGUAGUAGUUACUUUCGUAACCUCGUUAAA
Molecule: messenger RNA, 3409 nt
Organism: Colletes gigas
Lineage: Eukaryota; Metazoa; Arthropoda; Insecta; Hymenoptera; Colletidae
Product: protein FAM102A
Exons: 9
Coding region: 764-2668 (634 amino acids)
Source: RefSeq, a predicted model, not a curated record